Molecule: messenger RNA, 2954 nt
Organism: Hippoglossus stenolepis (Pacific halibut)
Lineage: Eukaryota; Metazoa; Chordata; Actinopteri; Pleuronectiformes; Pleuronectidae
Gene: gtf2a1
Product: general transcription factor IIA, 1
Exons: 10
Coding region: 216-1448 (410 amino acids)
Biological process (GO): transcription by RNA polymerase II; transcription initiation at RNA polymerase II promoter
Cellular component (GO): transcription factor TFIIA complex
Source: RefSeq, a predicted model, not a curated record
CCAUCGCUCAGUAUAUAAAGCGGGACCUCGACGGAAGGAGGACGGCUGGGGAGUCGCAGCCCGGGACUGUAAAUAAGACCGAGAAAACUGUGUGUUAUUUACAAAAGUGAUGCCGGCUGUUUGAAAACUCCGCUCCCAGUUGUUUUAACUCGUUUUUGAUCAUUUUUGGCUCUAAAUCUCGCCAAGCUCCGUGUGGUCUUUACACUACGCGUAUAAUGGCGAGCUCGGCUAACUCGAACCCAGUGCCUAAAUUAUACAAGUCUGUGAUUGAGGAUGUGAUCAACGAGGUGCGAGAGCUGUUCCUGGACGAGGGAGUGGACGAGCAAGUUCUUCUGGAGCUGAAAACGCUAUGGGAGAACAAACUGUUGCAGUCCAAGGCAGUGGAGGGCUUCCAUACCGAGGAGCAGGCAGCCUUACAGGCCGCGCAGCUGCAGCUGCAGCAGCAGCAACAGCAGCAGCAGCAGCAACAGCAGCAUCAUCAGGUUCAGCACGUCCAACAGGUGCAGCACGUCCAGCAUGUGACGCAGACUGCACAGACCCAGCAAGUCAUCCUGCCGCCCCAGCAGCAGCAAGCUCCCCAGCAGCAAGUCAUUGUUCAGGAUCCCAAGAUUCUGCAGCAUAUGAGUGCAACAGGGAUGAGUGCAGCAGCUACCGCAGCAACGCUUGCUUUGCCUACAGGGGUCACCCCAUACCAACAGCUCAUCACCAGCCAAGGUCAGAUCCUGCAGGUUGUCCGUGCUCCCAAUGGGGCUCAGUACCUCAUCCAGCAACCCCAGCAGCAGAUCCUCCUGCAGCAGCAGAUGCAGCCUGGUGGUGUGCAGGCACCGGUCAUACAACAGGUAGUCCUAUCACACAAGGAUGGACAUCUAGCUGUGGUCCUGGCUCCUCUGCAGGGAGGAAUGCCCCAGCAAACAGGAGUCAUCAUCCAGCCUCAGCAGAUUGUGUUGGCUUCAAACAAAGUCCAAGGCAACACACAGGUGAUGCAGGCAACACCUAUGGUACAGCAGCCCGGUCAGGCAGCAGUUCAGGUUCAGCAGGUCCAGGGUGCAGCUGCACCACAGGCCCAACCCCAGCAGCAGGCCCAGCAGCAGGCCCAGGCUCAGCCCCAGGCACAGCCUCCCAUGAUGCUGCAGGUGGACGGAGCCGGAGACACCUCAUCAGAGGAGGAUGAAGACGAGGAGGAGGAGUAUGAUGAAGAUGAAGAGGAGGAGAAGGAAAAGGAUGGAGGAGAGGACGGACAGGUUGAGGAGGAGCCACUGAACAGUGAGGAUGAUGUCAGUGAUGAGGAGGACCAGGAAUUGUUUGAUACAGAGAAUGUAGUUGUGUGCCAAUAUGACAAGAUUCACAGAAGUAAGAACAAAUGGAAAUUCCACCUGAAGGAUGGGAUCAUGAAUCUGAACGGGAAAGACUAUGUCUUCUCCAAAGCCAUUGGGGAUGCUGAAUGGUGAAGUAGAAAAACAAAGCUACAGGAGCAGGAACUCUGUAACUCCUGCUAUCCAGUUAACAGACACAGUAUCCUUCCAUAUCCUGUGACUGGAUUCAUUUCAGGAAACUUCGUCUGAGUCUUUGAGAACUCUGACAAACCCAAAGGACUGUGAGGGUACUGUAAAAAAGAAUGGGUGUUGUCAAAAAACACUCGACAAGCUUCGCCGUAUGAGAAACCUACAGGGGAAGGAAAAGCCUGUGAGCAGAGCGUGGUUUCUCCAUUUUUUUCUUCCUCUUCCAGGCUUCUCUACCUUUUUGCUGAGAGAAUUCACAUAACUUUGGAAAGCAAGCAUUUCACAACGUACAGGUGUAGUGGACCAGGGUGACGUGGCCUGCCCUGUCGCAGAAGGUCAGAGGUCAUUCAUUAUCACCCCGUAGAUGAGAAUCACCUUCAUAAUGCACUGUAGUCGGUUGACUGGAUUGACUCGUGUCUACUUUUAAGUCCAAACUUAGUGCCACCAGUCAAGAUCGCUGCCUUUAGAACGGCCAGAAUCAACCUUUUGGCUUCGAAAAUCUUUUGUUCUUUCAAUUCUGUCACAAUUCAUGUUAUGAAAAUGGUGCUCCAGAGUGUUUUUAUGUACUUUAACCACAUGUUAUUGUUUUAAACAUUUUUUUUAAAACUAUGUUCAAUGAAGUGUUCAGACAAUGAAAUAUCAUUAAUCUCCAAGUAACUUAAUAGUUGCGUGAAGGCAUUUUUAAAAAUCUUAGGGAGCGCAGAAUCCCCCAAAAGUUUUUUUUUCUUUGUCUGCCUCUCUGGAGCUUCAUUCCAUCUUUAUCUCAAAACGUAAAACAAAGAAAAGAUCAGGCACCAAGUUCAUUUAAGAAUUGUACAAAAAGAGUUUGUCCCCUUGGUGUAUCUUCUCUGCUCUUAUUUUAGUUAUCUGCAGCCGUCUGAAGAUUUGCACUGUCAGUUUAUCAAUGUGUAGUGAAAUCAGUCGAGUUAAUCAAUAACCACAGCGUGCUCUGUUCUGUCCAGUUGUCCGUGUGAGAGCGUGAGAGAUGGUGAGCAUCAGCACAGGCAUGUGUUGAGUGUUCAUGUGUGUAUGAAGAUUUGUGUGCGUUGUCACCGCUUUUCUCUGGAAAUGUGUUUUUUCUUGCACACCCCAUAAUCCCAAUUCUUUUGCCUACCUGUUGUUUCUGGUGGGGCAGGGGGUGGUCCUGUUGUGUUUUUCUCUAUUUAUUCCUGAAGGUUCAUGAAAUGUUCUAUUUUUUGAAAAAGGUUGGAAAGCCGCACCAAACUGUGCUCUUAUAAUCUAAUAAGUGUUCCUUUUUUUUUUCUGUUACGCGACGCUGUGUUCCAAAUUUCUUCGUCCACCAUAUGUUCUCCUGUGCUUUCAUUUUAUUCAUGAUUUUUAAAAUGAGAAUAUUUUCUAUCAAAGUCAGUUUAACGCGGGGCCUGUGUGUUUCUCUGCAGUUUGUUUUUAGUGCCCCUGUUGCAGCAAUUUGAAAUAAAGUAUGUGUUUUUUGAU